Messenger RNA from Prorocentrum cordatum, 1750 nucleotides. Lineage: Eukaryota; Dinophyceae; Prorocentrales; Prorocentraceae. The record is from the annotation of a GenBank genome assembly.
AGAUGACUUCCAAGAUGGUCCGUAGCCAUUUUGGCUCAAGCUUUUCCGGCGGGCCUCGGAGCACGAGCAGGCUUAAGCACAGUCAGGCCUCAUUCAGCCUCGCUCUAUGGGCGCCACUGCGCCCCCCCCCCGUGGAGAUCGGAGCGGCGGCCGCGGACUCUGACCAGGCGCAUGAUGCUGCCUCGACGGGCGGGCACCGCGAGGCCGGCGCAGCGAGCAGGUGCAGAAGCGGGCGUUCGCGGGAGUGCGGCGCGGUGGUUUUGGAUGCAGAGCGGAUGCCACCUACGGGGUCGUUGGCGUUGGUGUUGUAUUCGACACUGCUAACGGGAGUCAACCUCGUGGUCGUGAUUCCAACUGCGGAUGACUACGCUCGCCGUCUCGGUGGAGGCGAGCUCUUCAGCGGCCUCAUCAUCGGAGCCCUUCCGCUCUUCGCGGGCCUCGGCAUCUACGUGAACCAGAUCUGGCUUAUGCGCUGGAUGUCGCUUAAGUCAGUGCUUCUCCUCUUGGCAGUCGGCUCGGUGUUGGGCAACGUCCUUUACAGCUUGGCAGGGCUCAUGCACUUCAAAUGGACAUUAUUUGCAGCGCGGUGCCUGGUCGGCUUCUGCAACGGCUUCAACCUUCCCUCGCUGUACAUCGGCCUCACCGUCGGCAUGAAACGACGAAGCGAAAUUAUUCUUUAUUUUUCUGCUUUGAACACCUUGGGAUACGCGCUGGGGCCUGCUCUCGCUGCCAUGCUGGACGUGUUUGUAGCAUCUUUCCGUAUCAACAAUCUAGUACUGGAUGCUGAUACAGCGCCAGGAUGGUUCAUGGCCAUCCUCUACCUGCUGUUCAUGGUGAAAGUGAUAGUCUUAUUUGAAGACGUUCCUAUGAAAGUAACGUCCCCACAAGCUGCCCAAAGCAACCAUGCGGAUAGCACAGUCCUGGAACCAGUCCCUGCUGUUGCUUGUUGUGCUUGCCUCUGGUACUUGUGCGUCUCGUCACUAUUCAUCACAUGCGUGGAGGUGUACGCGGUGAAUGUAGGCCAGAAUUAUUGGGGCUGGACGCUUGCGACUAGUGCGAUGUUCCUUUCUGUGUUGAUGCUAUGCUCGGGCCUGAUCAACCUCUUCAUGGGCAUAUUUACCAAGCACCUGAUACGGAGCGAUCGAAAGGCCUUGCUUGUGUCGAGUAUGAUUGCAUGUGCUUGUUGCGCGUUACUAUUUAACUUCAACCUUGAUGCAAUUUCUGCCAAUGUGUCCAUAUUGAGCACGGGCUUGGUGUUGGUGCUCAUUCUAUCAGGACUCAUCCGAGCAUUUGGGCUUGCUGCCUCUUCGAAGAUCGUGCCGACGAGCCAAAAGGCUAUUAUGAAUACAUGGGCAACAGAGUUCAUGACCGUGGGCCGUGGUGCAGGCGGCAUCAUAGGAUCGAUAUUGAAUCCAAGUUCUUUUUUCCCUGUCGUAGUGACUUUGUUCGCUGUCACUUUGCUGACAAGUGUUGCAUCUCACUCGCGCAUGCAGCCCAGUGGGAAGGCCAAGUGAAGAAAUUCGAGCUUUGCUUGCGCAGAAAUACAGACGUUGAUGGACAGAAGCUCCAUUCACCCCCCUGACCCAAGUCAGAGGGCCAGGUACAGAAAUUCCAGCCCUGGUCCGUGGGACGUGCAGACAGAAGGUCCAGCCAUUCAUGCAGCCAAGAAAAUGACCUCCAAGAUGGCCGUAGCCAUUGGGCGACGCAACAAACUGGGGUCGUCUGCGCCGACAUUAGCGCGUAAGCUGCC